AUGGGCAAACAAUUGCCGCAAGUCUCAAACUCCCAGAAAGCACUCAAGGACAAGCUGAACAUCAUCAAGCAAGAUUUCAAUGAUACGAUCUUCAUGAAGAACACUGCCCACGCUACCUACUACGACCUCAAAGUGUUCGCGCGCCUGUGUGCUCUGGACAGGCCAUUCUUCGUAGAGGAGAUUGACGGGGUUCAGCAUGACAAGAACAUCAACAUCGCAGUGGAGAAGAAGCAGGGUCUUCAAGACAGUAAGGAGGCCCCAGCCCUGACGGCCGCCUUAAAAGCUCUGAUAAGGCUUGAUGUCUCGGCUCGUGAGAACAACGAGGCAACCAACACUCACGUUGAUUACAGACUAUGA
Fulvia fulva is the source of this 357-nucleotide messenger RNA. RefSeq lists its product as uncharacterized. The transcript has a single exon. Lineage: Eukaryota; Fungi; Ascomycota; Dothideomycetes; Mycosphaerellales; Mycosphaerellaceae. The record is from RefSeq and is a predicted model, not a curated record. The coding region runs from base 1 to 357 and encodes 118 amino acids.